Clonostachys solani is the source of this 693-nucleotide messenger RNA. The record is from the annotation of a GenBank genome assembly. NCBI's taxonomy places the organism in Eukaryota, Fungi, Ascomycota, Sordariomycetes, Hypocreales, Bionectriaceae.
AUGGACAACAGUAGCCUUUUCCACGCGGUUCUUCUGUCUCUAGGAUUCAAGGCAUACAUGGUGGGCGCCAGAGAAUACGGCAAGGAAUCUUCUAGAUACGCAGGGCUUACACACUGCCUCAAUAUUGCCAUGAUUCACAACGUUCGCCACGCUGUUGACGUGUACUUUGGCGCCAAAGUUCCAGUAAUGCCACUCAAACUCUCUCAUAAUCAAGUCCAGCAGCACUUGCGACCCGGUCAGAUGCACGCACCGUAUGGUAGUAUAUAUGAGCAUCGUAUCGACGACCAAGCCUCGUGGAUUGCUCAAUACGGUGUUCCAAAUUUCGAAUUGCUGCUUGAGGAUAUUCGGGUAUUAAAUUUUACUCCAUCAAGAAGUUCAUCAAGUUUGGUUUGCGUGAGGCUCACCCAGCAGGAUGAGUGUUAUUCAAGCAGUCAGCCUUCCCAUGACCACCAGGCCGUUGGUCAUGAUCAUGGAGUGGAGACCAAGACCGUCGGGGCCAUUGAUGAGGCACUGUUUAGAAAGGGAGGACAGAAGAAGUGGGAGCGGACAUUGAAAGAUGAAGAUGAAAGAGCAGAGAUCCUGAGCCAAUAUUUCGAGAUUCAUCUAACGAGGGCUGAACCAAGGGCCAUUAAAGGAACUGCCGCAGACAUUUCUGAGCAUCGAUCGAGUGUCUCUCGCGAAAUGGGGUUUUAG